CCAAAACAGUGGUUUUGUGGUUUGGGCAGAAAAAGCGACAGGACUUCUAUUGCAAAUCAUGCAGAGCACAGUGAAGAGCCUUAAAGUCACUUACGACGAUGUCAGCGAGAAAAAUACGUUCACCAACGGCGACCCUGUGGCCGGACAAGUGGUUUUGGAAGUGGCCAAAGAGUGCAAAGUGGAGUCGCUGUGCGUGACAUUUAAGGGCAAAGCCGAGGUGUUGUGGACCGAGAGAUACGGCCAAACGACUGUGACUUACCACUCCAAGGACAAGUACUUCAGCAUCAAACAUUACUUUAUUCGAGACGGAAACGCUACCGACGAAGGUCAAUCACUUCUGACGAAUCAGAAUGGGAAAACGUGUAGUAAUGUACUUGCCCCAGGAUCUCAUGUGUUCCCCUUCUCCUUUCAGUUCCCUUUGCAGGAAAUGCCCUCCUCCUUCACUGGUUCGGUUGGUAAAAUUGUGUACCUGCUGGAAACCAAGCUAAGUAGAUCCAUGAGGAUACGCAAAAAAGAUACCAUCAAGAUUCCUUUUGUGACACAAGCAACCCCCGAAAUGACGCAACUAAUGACACCUCAACACGAUGCUAAGGAUAAACAAAUGCAUAUGUUCAACUCUGGAACUGUCGCCAUGGAUGUCAAGAUUGAAAAAUCUGGGUUCUUCCAAGGAGAGCGCUUAAACGUUUCCGCCUCCAUUCAGAACAACUCCACUCGUGAAAUCAAACCCAAGUACUGCAUCUACAGAAAGCACAGCUUCUUCGCAAGGGGAAAGAGGAGGCUUGAUACUAAAGACCUCUUUAAAGAGGUGGGAGAGCCUAUCCCUCCAUCAGCCAGCGUAUCAGUCCAAAGGGUCAUGACAAUCCCCCAUGAUGUGGAACCUUCCAUCCUCAACUGUAAAAUACUCAAAGCAGAGUACAGACUCAGAAGAAUGACCAUCACAAAUUUCUCAAUUGAAUAUGAUGCAAUCAAUCGGCAAAACGGCUUCACAAACGGCGAUACUGUCAGAGGAAGAAUCGUUGUGGAGGUGUCAAAAGAAACUAAAAUCAAAUCGCUGACUUUGAUCGCAAAAGGAAAAGGAGAAGCCCAUUCGACUGAUGAAGACAGCAGUUUUAGUGUUUAUGAGAAAUAUUACACCAUUAGACAGCAAAUUUUGGAAGAAGCAAGACAAGAAGGUGAAGCCAAAGUUAUCGCACAAGGAAGACACGCAUUUCCUUUUUCCUUCAAGAUUCCUGAGAGGGAAAUGCCAUCGUCAUUCAAAUGCACUUUAUGUAAAAUUGUUCAUAAGCUGAAGGCAGAGCUUAAACAAUCAAUGAAACUGCUGAAAAAAACUGAAACCUACUUCAAAUUUGUUUCAAAACCAGCCAUGGCUAUUCCUGGAAUUAUGGUGCCUCAGCAUGAUUGCAAGAAUACAAGUGUCAAAUUCUUCGGCUCUGGAACAGUUACAAUGGACGUUUACACCGACAGACUGGGAUACAAACAAGGCGAAACACUCCGAGUGCGAGCUGAAAUUCUAAACCAUUCAACUCGUUCAGUGACACCAGUUUUAAAGUUCUACCUGAAGGAGAAUUCCUUUGGAAAUGGUCUGCAAAGUCUAGUUGUAAAAAAAAUCCUUCAGAUGGAGGCCCCGGCUGUUGCGUCCACUAGCAAAAAGACAGUGAUGAAGGAGAUCCCCAUUCCCAGACGACUACCACCUUCCAUGUUGAACUGCUCCAUCUUCAGGCUGGAGUACGAGCUGAAGGUCUACGUGGAUAUCAAAUACACAGUAGACGAGGGCGUCACGAUUCCAGUUGUGGUCCUUCCUGACGUACGACAUCAGCCAAGUCCUGCGGCAUUUGAGCCCGAAACAUCCGACGUCGCCAACCGGCCAACGUGGAGCAACACAGCCCAACAUUUGGACGCCCCUCCUUCCUAUGAAACAUUGUACCCCUCCUAGUGUGCUUCUGACAUUAAAUGAAAGUGGGCUGUAUACAAAAAAAAAAAAAAGAUGGCAAAUAUCAGAGGCAAGAUGGCAGCAAAUAACAAGUGGAAAUAAAACCUCUAUAAUUGCCUCUAUAAUUUUGACAUUGUUAGUCAAGAACUAUCUUUGUUAUUGUGAGAGAUUAAAAAAAACAUACUUUCCUA
Messenger RNA from Phycodurus eques (leafy seadragon), 2121 nucleotides. Its product is annotated as arrestin domain-containing protein 3-like. The transcript has 12 exons. The record is from RefSeq and is a predicted model, not a curated record. Lineage: Eukaryota; Metazoa; Chordata; Actinopteri; Syngnathiformes; Syngnathidae. Gene Ontology annotation, cellular component: cytoplasm; plasma membrane. Gene Ontology annotation, biological process: protein transport. The coding region runs from base 59 to 1933 and encodes 624 amino acids.